Closterium sp. NIES-67 is the source of this 1268-nucleotide messenger RNA. NCBI's taxonomy places the organism in Eukaryota, Viridiplantae, Streptophyta, Zygnematophyceae, Desmidiales, Closteriaceae. The record is from the annotation of a GenBank genome assembly.
GAGCUCACGAACGAAGUAGUGUCGGAGCUCGAUGUGUUUGGAGCGACCAUGGAAAACGGCUUCCUUUGUGAGGUGGAUAGUACUGGCAUUGUCGCACCAGAUGGUGGGACAGGGCUGGGGAGCAUCCAGCUCAGCGAGGAGGAAGCUGAGCCACCGCGCCUCCUGGGCCGCCAUGGUGACCGCGUAGAGCUCUGCUUCGCAGGAGGAGAGAGCGAUCGAGGAGGAGCGGGUGGAGCGCCAGGAAAUGAGGCCGCUCCCGAGGGAGAAACCAUACCCCUCGGCAAGAAGCAUGUCGUCGACGUAGACGAGGAUGUAGAAGGGGGAGGGGGAGGUGCGCAGGAAGAGGCAGGAGGAAGCCUGGGAAGGGCGAAAACCAAGAGCACGGAGAGUGCUCGAGAGCUUGGCAUGCCAUUCCCGAGGAGCUUGCUUGAGGCCGUAGACCGGGCGGCGAAGUUCCCAAACGGUGUUGGGAGGGAAAGGGAGGUGCCAGCCCUCGGGACGCUCCAUGAAGAUGCGCUCAUGGAGUUCACCUUGGAGAAAUGCCGUGGUGACAUCCAUCGAGUGCAGGAUCAUGCCGCGCCGGCCGACGAAGUCCAAGAACACGCGGACGACAGGGGGAGUGGCGGAGGACGAAGAGGAGGAGGAGGGCGAGGAGGAGGAGGAGGAGGAGGAGGAGGAGGAGGAGGAGGAGGAGGAGGAGGAGGAGGAGGAGGAGGAGGAGGAGGAGGAGGAGGAGGAGGAGGAGGAGGAGGAGGAGGAAGGAGGAGGAGGAGGAGGAGGAGGAGGAGGAGGAGGAGGAGGAGGAGGAGGAGGAGGAGGAGGAGGAGGAGAGGAGGAGGAGGAGGAGGAAGAGGAGGAGGAGGAGGAGGAGGAGGAGGAGGAGGAGGAGGAGGAGGAGGAGGAGGAGGAGGAGGAGGAGGAGGAGGAGGAGGAGGAGGAGGAAGAGGAGGAGGAGGAGGAGGAGGAGGAGGAGGAGGAGGAGGAGGAGGAGGAGGAGGAGGAGGAGGAGGAAGAGGACGAGUAGGAGGAGGAGGAGGAGGAGGAGGAGGAGGAGGAGGAGGAGGAGGAGGAGGAGGAGGAGGAGGAGGAGGAGGAGGAGGAGGAGGAGGACGACGACGACGACGACGACGACGACGACGAAGAGGAAGAGGAGGUAGACGAAGGCGCACCUCGAGAGCGCCUUGCGACGAGGGGGGCGAGGAGGGAGACGAAGACGAUGAGAAAGAGGAGAGUAGCGGUAUUUGAGCCGACUCAACGGCAAGACGCAC